AUGAGACCCCUUCCUGUCUGCAGGUCUCCAGAGAUGUGGCAUCAGAGCUUUGGACUUUUAGGAAAAAGCGACAUCAAUGAACCAGGAUCCUUUUUGUUGGGAAAGGAGUUCUACGUACCCCUGUGCUCACUGCCCCUCUCUAGUGCUGUGGUGGAUGCUGCCAUCCAGGACUACGUAGCUGACGUGGUCUCUGAACUGAUCUACCAUAACGAGAGUCUGAGAUCCUCAGAAGUUACUUUUGUCUUCCCCCUGGGCCCCCAUAUGGCCAUUUAUUCCUUCCAGGCCUGCAGUGAGGAUGCCAAGGUCAAGGCUGUGCUGCAGGAUGAGGCCCAGCAGCUGCACAAGUUUGCAGUGGAGAAGGAGAAUUUUCAUUACCUUCAGUAUGGGAUUGAGGAAUCAGGCGAGGUGUUUGCCUGCUUCCUGGGUUCCCUGUCCCCUGGCAAGGAAAUGGCUGUGACCCUACACUAUGUCCAAGAGCUGUCACGGAAGCCAGAUGGAGCAGCCCAGUUUGUGCUGCCAUCCACAAUGCAUCCUCGCAAGACUCACUACACCUGCAAUUGUCGCACUGACAAGCUGCAUUACAGCCUCCUGCUCACUGUCAGCCUGCAGUCACCCAGUGUUGUGGCUGAUGUCCAGGCCAACUGUGCCCUCACUCCUUUGAUCUACACUGCCCAGGACCACAGUGCUGCACAGGUCUCACUGGCUGGCACUCCCCCAAAUCACCAAUUGGAGCUGCUGGUGUAUUACAGAGAACCUACUGCAGUCAGUGCUGUGGUGGAGAAAGGAAACCCUGCAGCCACUGCAGGCUCUCUGUUUGGUGAUUCCCUGGUGUUGGUGACACUGGCACCCAACAUCCCUGAUGCAAAACCUGGCCAGUGCCAGUCUGGAGAGUUCAUCUUUGUUUUGGACAGCACUUCCCUUGAGCACAUACAGGACCCCUUGCGCUUCCUUCUCAAAAGCCUGCCCCUGGACUGCUACUUCAACAUUUACUGCUAUGGAGCAACAUCUGUGCGCAUCUACCCGCAGAGUGUUGAAUACACCCAGGACAACCUGAAUGAAGCAAUGCAACUCAUUCCCACAAUUGGCUCCAGACUGGAUGACACAGACCUGCUGGGAACUCUCCGCACAAUCUACAACUCUCCCUGCCCCUGAGGACAUGCAUGCCAGCUCUUCAUGUUCAUGUCUGGGCUACCACCUGACAAGGAAGCCAUUGCUGCUGAGGUCUGCCAUCAUCGCAACAGCCACCGGUGUUUCUCCUUGUGUUUUUCCACGGACAGUGCUACCCUGGCCACAGCUCUUGCCAGGGAGACAAAGGGUGAAGCUGUCUAUGUUUCUUCUGACAAUGCGACAGUUCAGGUGCUGAAAUGCUUGAAGCAGGCCCUCAAGCUAGUAGCUGAGGGAGUCUCUCUGGACUGGACUUUGCCCUCUGGCCUGGAGGUUGAGGUGCUGGGAGGCACCCCUCAGUUCAUCUUUCAGAGUCAGCACAUCUUCCUCUAUGCACAGAUCCAUGGAAAGGAACAAAAUAUGAAGGAGGCCAGUGGUGUCAUGACCUUGCAGUUCAACCUGAAUGGCCAGGUCGUCACUCACAAGAUCCAGUUCCCACUAUGCCCACAGGGAGAUGGCCAGAUGGCUGGUCAUCGUCUGGCCGCAAGAUAUUUGCUGGAGAAGCUGUUGCCAGAGGUUGCGAGCGGAUCAGGGGAUGAACCAGUGCAGCGUGCCAUCGAAAUCAGUCUCACAUCUGGGAUCAUCUGCCCCUUAACCAGCUAUGUGGGUGUUCGUACAUCACGGAGGGCCCCCUGGUACCAUGGGCCCCUGGCACUGCUGCCACCUCGCCAGUCAUUCGUUCCCUGCAAGAUCCUUUUGCUUCAUGGUUCCCUCACUGGCACUUCCUGCUUUCCUAAGACCAUACGGUACCCACCUAGCUGGCACACUGCACUGCAGGAGUCAUGGAUUGCCAUCAAGCAACUCACCAAUGGCAUUGCUAACUUAUUCCAGCUUGGGGCUCACAAAGUAGCACCUAAACAGAUGCCACCAUCAACUUCCUCUCUCAAGUAUGUGGAUUCAACAAGAUUUGUUUUGUGCUCUACAAUUUCUGGGCCGUGGAUGAGUGAUGCCAUUGCUGAGUGCAGAGAGCUGGUGGCACUGCAGAAUGUGGAUGGCUCCUGGACCCUCAGCUCAGAUUUAGCUUCUGUGCUACAGGUUGAUGAGGCUGAAAUCAAGGGAAAGAUGCCUGGUGAGGUCAUGGAGCCUAGUUUCCGGGCGACAGUGCUGGCUGUGACCUGGCUGCAGAAACACAGCAGGCAUUGCCACGAGAUGUAUGACUUGCUGGAGGCAAAGGCUGUAACCUGGCUGUGCAACCGAGCUGUGUCUCAGCUGGACAAGUGCCUGGAGGCAAGUAACACCCUCCUUGGGAUCAGUGUAAAUCCAAGCAUCUUUAGGCAAUGAGCUCAAUAUCAGCAUACAGGACAUCAGCACCUGUGGAAAAUAAUAGGACCACAAAGCAUAGCUUAAAUUUACCUGCCAUGCUGUAACCUCACUGCUGCUACCAGCUAGGAUAAGAGAUGAAUUCUCAUUAUUUGUGAGAUGUCUCCUACUGGCUGGGCUGCAUCUGCAUCAUGCUGAGCACAACAGAAAACAUAGUUCACAACCUCCACCAUGCUUCUUUUAGCUGGAGGUGGGAGUGGAAGGGAAGCAUAACUUUCUUCAUGGAGUGAUGGCCCUUUCCAAAUCCAGCUUUGGCAAAAUGGGCUACUGGCCUGCUCACAGAUGGCUUCUCUCUUGAUACAGGACUGCCAUGCACACUAGAAAAGAUGAAUGUUUAGAGGUGUUGACAAAAGGCAUAGUAACCAUAGCUCCCACUGAGAAUGUGCUACACCACACUUCCUGCCAUCCAUGUUGGCAAAGUGUCUGAUUCAUCUUCCAAUAAACAGUGAAUUUUCUGCAAGCUACAACAUGUGACAAAGCCUUGAUCUUAGCUGUAGCAGCAUCUGCCCAGGCUGAUGGUUGAUAGCUGACUUAUUCUAGCUACAGCAGGAAAGUUACUGGUUUGUUAAUGAUCUACCUUCACAGCUUUAAUGUUUUCA
Tympanuchus pallidicinctus (lesser prairie-chicken) is the source of this 3083-nucleotide messenger RNA. RefSeq names its product von Willebrand factor A domain-containing protein 5A-like. NCBI's taxonomy places the organism in Eukaryota, Metazoa, Chordata, Aves, Galliformes, Phasianidae. The record is from RefSeq and is a predicted model, not a curated record. The transcript has 17 exons.